AUGCAGUCGUCGCGCGUCGCACGGAUCCUGGCGACGGCCGCCAGCCGCUGCUCCACGUACAUGCGCCGCGGUCAGGGUGUGGCGGCCGCGUUGCCCUUAGCCGGUGCCCCCCCCAUGCCCGUGCCAGCCGCCUCCCCUCUGGCGGUAGUGGCACCGCAAGCAGCUGCCUCCUCUCGCCUCUUCUCGACGGCUCUCAACAUUCAUCGCGACUCGCCAGACAACAACCUCGAGACGCCCUUCGAGUUCUCCCCCCUCACCCUGAAAAAGGCGAACGAGCUCAUAUCGCACUACCCCGCCAACUACCGCCAGUCAGCUGUCAUCCCCAUCCUCGAAAUCGUGCAGCAGCAGAACGGUGGCUGGCUCACCGUUGCAGCCAUGAACAAGGUGGCGAACCUAUUGGGCAUGCCCUACAUUCGCGUGUACGAGGUCGCGACUUUCUACACCAUGUUCAACAGACAACCGGUGGGAAAGUACCAUCUGCUUGUGUGUGGCACCACGCCAUGCAUGCUACGCGGCGCCAGAGACAUCGAGGCUGCGCUGCUCAAGCACCUGGGCGUUGAGAGGAACGAGUUGACCAAGGAUGGGCUCUUCUCAGUGGGCGAGAUGGAGUGCAUGGGCUGCUGUGUGAACGCGCCGAUGAUCACAGUGGCCGACUACAGCAACGGGGUGGAGGGCUUCACUUACAACUACUACGAGGACCUUACUCCCGAGUCAGUGGUGGCGAUUGUGGAGGCACUCCGGCGAGGGGAGAAGCCCAAGAUCUUCAUUUUCCUCCCUCCCCUCUCCCUCCCUUCCUCCCUCCCCUCUCCCUCCCUUCCUCCCUCCCCUCUCCCUCCCUCCCUCCCCUCUCCCUCCCUUCCUCCCUCCCCUCUCCCUCCCUUCCUCCCUCCCCUCUCCCUUCCUUCCUCCCUCCCCUCUCCCUCCCUUCCUCCCUCCCCCCUUCCCUCCCUCCCUCCCUCCCUCCCUCCCUCCCUCCCCUCCCCUCCCCUCCCCUCCCCUCCCCUCCCCUCCCCUCCCCUCCCCUCCCCUCCCCUCCCCUCCCCUCCCCUCCCAAGUGGAUCCCAGAUCCUAAAUAGCAUAUGUUGUGCUCCAGAGGGCGGCCCCACCACCCUGACUGGCAAGAUCAAGCUGGGCACUUUCACGUGA
Closterium sp. Naga37s-1 is the source of this 1146-nucleotide messenger RNA. Lineage: Eukaryota; Viridiplantae; Streptophyta; Zygnematophyceae; Desmidiales; Closteriaceae. The record is from the annotation of a GenBank genome assembly.